AUGCCACUACCCAGCACCAAGGUGGAAGACGUCCCGCCAACUGCGGUAGAGUCUGAUUACUUUAAAACCAAUCCACCACCACGAGAUCUCCAAGCUCACCGCGCCCAAGCCGAAGAAUUCGUAAAGCUUCAUUUAGCAGCAAACAGACGUGUGGUCCUGGUCACAUCCGGUGGAACCACCGUACCCCUGGAGACACAAACGGUGCGCUUCAUCGAUAAUUUUUCUGCAGGGACACGAGGAGCCACUUCCGCCGAAUAUUUCCUCCAAGAGGAUUACGCAGUGAUAUUCCUGCACCGCCAAUUUAGCCUUCUCCCAUACUCGCGACAUUACAGCCACUCAACAAACUGUUUCUUAGAUUUUAUGGACGAGGCGGAGGCCCCGCCGUCGUCAUCUCCAGAACAUGAUGUAAGCAAUCCAGAUCAUGGUGCCAUCGUCGUCCGCCCGGAAUACCAGGAUGAAAUGCGUAAAGUGCUCCGCCAGUACCGCUACGCGAAGCAGAAUCACCUCCUCCUGCUCAUCCCCUACGUAACGGUGACGGAAUAUCUGUACGAACUCCGCUCGAUAGCCAUCGCCAUGCGUCCUCUGGGCUCUAAUGCUCUUUUCUACCUCGCCGCGGCAGUCUCUGACUUCUUCAUCCCGCGCGAUCGCAUGGUUGAGCACAAGAUCCAAUCGUCGAAUGAGACGACACCGCCGCCACACGUGACGCACAGGCACGACAUCAUCCCGGCCGACGACAUAUACACAGGCUUCAACGACCCACAGCCCCCGACACACGGGAAGAAACUGAUAGUCGACCUGGAUCCUGUUCCGAAAUUCCUCCUCAGCCUCGUGGACGGCUGGGCGCCGCAGGGAAGCAUGAUUGUCAGCUUUAAGCUGGAAACGGAUCCAUCGCUGCUGAUUUCCAAGGCGGAGACAGCGCUGCAACGCUACUCGCACGACCUUGUCAUUGGCAAUCUGCUUUCGACGCGCAAGUGGGAGGUUGUGUUUGUCAGUCGGAAGCCGAAUGGGCAGAUCUCUGAGCACUGGAUACGGAUUCCGAAGGCGGCGACAUCACAUGCACCCACGGCGAAGCUGCUGAGCUCAAAUACGCGGCCCGUUGCGGGUGCGCUUGGGGAGAAAAAGGAGGGUGGUGGGGCGGUGGCAGCGCAGGCUCAUCCGGAUCAGAUGGUGGAGAUUGAAAGUUUGAUCAUUCCGGAGCUGAAGAAGAAGCAUUCAGAUAUGAUCGAGGCGGCACGUGCGGGGAAGAAGCGGAUGGAUGUGGUCUAG
This is a messenger RNA of Paracoccidioides lutzii Pb01, 1266 nucleotides long. Its product is annotated as phosphopantothenate-cysteine ligase. The record is from RefSeq and is a predicted model, not a curated record. Gene Ontology annotation, biological process: coenzyme A biosynthetic process. Gene Ontology annotation, cellular component: nucleus; cytoplasm. Gene Ontology annotation, molecular function: phosphopantothenate--cysteine ligase activity. The coding region runs from base 1 to 1266 and encodes 421 amino acids. The transcript has a single exon.